AUUCAAACUACUGAUUAAAUGGUCGAUCUCAUAUGUAAGGCGUUUUGACAAAACUGGUGAAAAUGACAAUCGGUAUAAUGAAACUUGAUCGAGGUGGGCAUGAAAUGCAUGUUCAAGGCCCGCCGUGUGGAAUGAAUUUUUUGCUUGAGAUAUCCCUUCGUCGGUGAACACGCCGAGGACUUUUCACUAUCAUGACAGAAUCAUCGCCUGCAGCAUGCCGUGAACUUUUGCAAGAAAAUUUAACAAGCAUCAAAAAACGACUGGACGAGCUUAGCUUGCAGUAUCUAACUGCUAUGGAGGAAUACAGCCAACAGUGGGAGCUGUGUAAUACGGAUUUGCAACAGGGAUUUAUAGAUUUAGCUCACGCGAAAUACACAAUGGGGGCGGACAAAAUCUCGCGCUUUUCAUACGACAAGCGUAUGAAGGCACAAGUACAGGUAGCGAUUGAAUCAGAGCAGGAACAUCCAUUUCCUGUAUUGACCCUCAAAGAAAGUUGCUUAUGCGAGAAUGAUGAAUCUGAAGUGACUGCCGAUGGUGAACAAGCCAACGAUCAGUCAUCAGAAAAGCCUUCUGGUGCUCGUCGGAGGAGAAAGUUGCAGGAAGAGACACCAGAGAACGAAUCAGAACACACAGAUGUACAAGAAAAAGAAGCUGCCGCCGUGGCCAAGGAAAACCGAAAGAAGCGAUCUCGGGAUCCGUUAAAUUGGUUCGGAUUUCUAGUCUCUCCAUCUUUACGAACGUCUCAGAAGCAUUUCAAGACAGUGAUUGAUCAAUUAGUACAUCAAGUGAAUCGAAUUCAUGAAUUAGACCAACUGGAGAAACAAUAUUCUCUUUUGAAACGGGAAAAGGAGAAGCUUUUAGAACAAGCAUAAGCGACACGUUCGGCAACCAUCGGUGAUGGGAUCCUGGAAUGGCAUAUAAAACGCAAGCUAAUUGUAGGACAGAUCGUUUUAAUUUCGAGAAUGAUCUAUGAAUUUUUCAUAUAAACGUUUAGACAUAAGCAGAACUAAGGCAUGGCUGAAUUUAACAAAGAGUAUAAUUUUCCACUUCCAGUGACUGUAUUAGUACUCUUUUCGAUCCCACUAACAACACGUUGAUGUGGGGUGAUGGCAGCAUAGAGAACGGGACAAGGUCAUCUUACAUUGCCAAGCUUCAAAUGAACAAGUCG
This is a messenger RNA of Radiomyces spectabilis, 1168 nucleotides long. RefSeq lists its product as uncharacterized. The transcript is spliced from 4 exons. Gene Ontology annotation, biological process: vacuolar proton-transporting V-type ATPase complex assembly. Gene Ontology annotation, cellular component: Vma12-Vma22 assembly complex; extrinsic component of endoplasmic reticulum membrane. NCBI's taxonomy places the organism in Eukaryota, Fungi, Mucoromycota, Mucoromycetes, Mucorales, Radiomycetaceae. Bases 192 to 872 code for a protein of 226 amino acids. The record is from RefSeq and is a predicted model, not a curated record.